UUCACCCAUUCUCCCGCUUUCCAUCACCCCGCCCCAUUCUCCCGCUUUCCAUCACCCCGCCCCAUUCUCCCUCUUUCCAUCACCCCGCCCCAUUCUCCCUCUAUCCAUAACCCCGCCCCAUUCUCCCGCUUUCCAUCACCCCUCCCCCUUCUCCCGCUUUCCAUCACCCCUCCCCAUUCUCCCGCUUUCCAUCACCCCGCCCCAUUCUCCCGCUUCCCAUCACCCCGCCCCAUUCUCCCUCUUUCCAUAACCCCGCCCUAUUCUCCCUCUGUCCAUCACCCCGCCCCAUUCUCCCUCUUUCCAUCACCCCGCCCCAUUCUCCCUCUUUCCAUAACCCCGCCCCAUUCUCCCGCUUUCCAUCACCCCGCCCCAUUCUCCCGCUUUCCAUCACCCCGCCCCAUUCUCCCGCUUUUCAUCACCCCGCCCCCAUUCUCCCGCUUUCCAUCACCCCGCCCCAUUCUCCGCUUUCCAUCACCCCGCCCUAUUCUCCCUCUGUCCAUCACCCCACCCCAUUCUCCCUCUUUCCAUCACCCCUCCCCAUUCUCCGUCUUUCCAUCACCUCGCCCCAUUCUCCCUCUUUCCAUCACCCCGCCCCAUUCUCCCGCUUUCCAUCACCCCACACCAUUCUCCCGCUUUCCAUCACCCCGCCCCAUUCUCCCGCUUUCCAUCACCCUGCCCCAUUCUCCCUCUUUCCAUCACCCCGCCCCAUUCUCCUGCUUUCCAUCACCCGCCCCAUUCUCCCGCUUUCCAUCACCCCGCCACAUCUCCCCGCUUUCCAUCACCCCGCCCCAUUCUCCCUCUGACCAUCACCCCGCCCCAUUCUCCCUCUUUCCAUCACCCCGCCCCAUUCUCCCUCUUCCCAUCACCCCGCCCCAUUCUCCCGCUUUCCAUCACCCCGCCCCAUUCUCCCUCUGUCCAUCACCCCACCCCAUUCUCCCUCUUUCCAUCAUCCCACCCCAUUCUCCCUCAUUCCAUCAUCCCGCCCCAUUCUCCCUCUUUCCAUCACCACGCCCCAUUCUCCCGCUUUCCAUCACCCCUCCCCAUUCUCCCGCUUUCCAUCACCCCGCCCCAUUCUCCCUCUUUCCAUCACCCCCGCCCCUUCUCCCGCUUUCCAUCACCCCACCCCAUUCUCCCGCUUUCCUUCACCCCGCCCCAUUCUCCCUCUUUCCAUCACCCCGCCCCAUUCUCCCUCUUUCCAUCAACCCGCCCCAUUCUCCCGCUUUCCAUCACCCCGCCCCAUUCUCCCGCUUUCCGUCACCCCGCCCAAUUCUCCCGCUUUCCAUCACCCCGCCCCAUUCUCCCUCUUUCCAUCAACCCGCCCCAUUUUCCCUCUUUCCAUCACCCCGCCCCAUUCUCCCUCUUUCCAUAACCCCGCCCCAUUCUCCCACUUUCCAUCACCCUCGCCCCAUUCUCCCUCUUUCCAUCACCCCGCCCCAUUUUCCCUUUUUCCAUCACCCCGCCCCAUUCUCCCUCUUUCCAUAA
Molecule: messenger RNA, 1482 nt
Organism: Closterium sp. Naga37s-1
Lineage: Eukaryota; Viridiplantae; Streptophyta; Zygnematophyceae; Desmidiales; Closteriaceae
Source: the annotation of a GenBank genome assembly